Dracunculus medinensis (Guinea worm) is the source of this 753-nucleotide messenger RNA. Lineage: Eukaryota; Metazoa; Nematoda; Chromadorea; Rhabditida; Dracunculidae. The record is from the annotation of a GenBank genome assembly.
AUGCCAAUUAUGGAAUAUUCUACGAAUUGUAAAGAUGCAGCUAAUGCAAGAAAUGCGACCUAUUCAGGUCUAUGUAAUAAUAAACUGACAAAAAACACAUCACGACGCGAUUAUCGCUUUCAGGUUAUCGAGGUGCCGAAAUGGUUCGUUUGGCCUUCAAAAUCAAAAAAGUCGAAAAAAAAUGCGUCUGAUUUAAAUAAUUCGAACAACAAUAAUCCAGCAGCAUAUAGUUCUAUUCCUAUGCCUGUUCAGUACGCCAUAAACAGUACGGAUAAUCUGGUCAAUGAUACUUCCACAUCGAGAAGUCAUAAUAAUAAUAUUACCUAUACGGACAAUUUGGACAACCUUUCUUCGGUUCCUCUUCGCGGCAGUGUUCUACGUAAUAAUUUUGACUACCAAACAGUUGCAAGCGUUAAUGAAAGAGAGCGAACAUCUCGAAUUAUAUCACCAAUGUCUAUGCAAACAACAAUUACAACAAAUUCGACAGUAUCAGAACCAAACACUCAGUGUAUACCGAUUCAGUCUUUUAAGAAAAAUAUCGAAACAUUAUCAAAUUCAGUACCAUCAAAAACAUUUAAAAUUUUAUCAAUAUCAAAAAAAUGGGAAAGUACUGACGAAUCGGACGAUGAUAAUAUGAAUAAUGUUGAAAAUUGCACCAUUGUUGCUAGUAAUUCGUUAUCCAUACGUUGUUCUCAAAUCAAACAGAUCAACACUACCCAUUUAUCUUCAACUGAAAAUCAUCCAAUAUAUUAA